GGUGCUGUACAAAAUAACAAACUAAACUAAAGACUCAGGAGAGAUGGAGUGAGGUAGCAUGGAUGGAUGGAUGGAUGGAUGAAAAAGUAAACUUAUGACGGGUGGAAUGGAGGCAUGUGUACGUGUCGGGGGGUAUGACCCGAGUCUUAAGUGCUUUAAUACGUGGCUGUCUAUCAGGGAGAGAGAGGCGUGUCAUACACCCAUGGCAACACAUCACGCUCCCACUCAAUGGUGGGGAGGAGGGAGUAUGGAUGGUGCGAUAGCCAAUCGAGAGGAAUCUACUGACCAGUGGUUCCUUUGAGGGGCAGAGACCAUAACAGGAACCUAGGUGCUAUCCCUUUGCGAUCCCCUUUUUUCUAUAGAGAACCACAGGGUCCCUGUCCAUGUUCUAUAGUCCUCACUCCUAAUAGUAAUGUCUCUUUUUUUUUUUUUUUUUUUUCUGAGGAUGUUUCAUUUCACUCCCAGUAUUUUUUUUUUUUGUUCACUGUUUUCAUGAGUCCCCUGAUUUAUAUAUAUAUUAUACAUAAAUAAGGAAUGCUUUUGGUUCCAAAUCCAUCCUUGCUCCACUUCAAUAUCUUUAAAAAAAAGGAUAUAAAUAUAUAUAAAUAUAUACUUUUGUGUAAAUGUAUUCUUCUCCCUAGUAUGAAAGAAAACAGUCCUGUAGCAAUGUAAUUAUUUUCAGAAGCCUUUUUCACUUUUGUGUUUUUUUUGUUUUUGUUUUUUCCAAGAAAAAUAAAUACUACGGUGGACAGAAAAAAUGAGUCUAUUUUCCCACUAGUGCAAUUAUGAUGAAUGAAUGCGGUCUGAACAAAGAUGUUCUAUUUUUAAUUCAGUGUUGGUUGAUUCCGAAUAAGCUAUUUUAUUUUGUAUACACCCCCUCCCAUUCCCGUGCAGUUGUUAUAACCUGGAACCAAAGCUGAACCGUCACUAAUAUAAAUAAAUAAUGCAUGCAGUUAGUCUUAGCAACUUGAGAGAGAAGCCUCUCCCCCGGCGAUAUUCACCAUGUUCGGACCAUUGCACGGCUGAAAAGCAUUCAUCAGCGAGUGAUUUGUUUAGGGGAUAUGAGACAAAGCCAUUCCAAGGCUUCCUUUCCUUAUUACUGUCUAGAUAUUUGAAGAACCCAUCCGUCACUGACACCUCUGCACUCGGAUUUGCCAACUCGAGCGACCUGGAUGCAAAAUGGAAAUAAGGCCGCUCCCUGGUCAUCUACAAUUGCACGGAGACGGUGUCCACAGUUAGCAAACCAAACCAAUGACUGACAUUGACAUGUUAUGAUUCUACCUGAUUUUCAGUAACUGCACUCGUUUUGUGCUGUGAAACGUUUUCUUUUCCUGACUAGUGGAGACUAGAACAACUGCUUGUCUAUAGGUUUACAAUCAAGUCAGCUAGCUUGCUAAGAUGGAGACAUUGGUAGGAAGCAACAUUAACUUACUUAAUUGUCCAAUGACCGCUAGCGAGCUAACCGAGUCAUCAUGGUAAGGACUAGUUAAUUACAUCGUGUCGUUGUUUAGCUAGUGUGUAUCAACACUGUUUACAGUUUACAUUUCGAAAAUUUCCUUGCUGGUUUCUUGUAUUACACCAAUGACCAUAGCUACUUUUAGCUAGAUAGCUGUUUACACUUGCUUAUUCGUGUGCUCCACUUGCAGCUUACAACUACACUUUGACAAGGUACCCCCCUCCUCCCUCUCACAUGUCGUCACCUGCUGGCAAUGAUCUAUUAUUGUAUUUAAUAAAUUUCCAUUAAGACACAUUGGUGUUUGCCUUUUGCUCUGGUAGCACAGAAGGCUAGCUAGCAGCAUAGCAUCGUAGUAACCUAGCUGGAGCACCCCGUAGUCCAAGAGUACCCCCUCCAAGCUUUCGUGCCUGGAUAGAAAGGUGGGUGGUGAUUGCACUAUAUUUUACCAACCGUUGACUUGGCGACCUGGACGAGGAAUCCGUGUUAUCUCGCUUUCAAACAUAAGUAUCAUACUGGACAUUAUUACACCUGCUAUUGAACAAUGGCACAGGAAGCAUUUCCAUUGCAUUAUUUGGUGUGGAACAAUCAAUACCAAGAGCUGGACAGAGAGCUGCAGAGUGAACAGCAAGAUUUGGAGCGGCUGGACCCGCGCGGCCGUACUCCGCUCGAGCUCGCCAUAUGCCUGGGACACCUCGAAUCGACGCGCGUACUUCUCAGACACAAUGCGGAUCCCACGCACUGUAAUGCACAAAACUGGACAGUGUUGCAGGAGGCAGUCAGCACCGGUGACCCUGAACUAGUGCAGUUGGUCCUCCAGUACAGAGACUUCAAAAGGGCCACAGAGAGGCUGGCAGGAAUACCUGAACUACUUAGCAAACUGCGACAAGCCAGAGAUUUCUAUGUCGAGAUGAAGUGGGAGUUCACCAGUUGGGUUCCUUUGGUAUCGAAGGUGUGUCCUAGCGAUGUGUACCGUGUUUGGAAGAGUGGCUCAUGUCUGCGGGUGGACACCACUCUGCUGGGCUUUGAGCACAUGACCUGGUUAAAGGGCCACCGCAGCUACAUCUUCAAGGGAGGAGAGAGUGGUGCGGUUGUCAUGGAAGUCGACCAUGACAAACAGGUGGUGUACACAGAGCCACUGACCCUCUCUCCCCGUGACGCCUCGUCUCUGCUGGAUGCCAUGCUGCCCUCACAGGAGAAUACCGCACAGAGGCUCACCUCUCCCAUUGUGUCUACACACCUCAACACACGCAACAUUGCCUUUGAGAGGAAUAAGUCUGGUAUCUGGGGCUGGCGCUCUGAGAAGAGUGAGGUUGUCAGUGGAUACGAAGCCAAGGUUUACAGUGCCAGUAAUGUGGAGUUGGUGACACGGUCUCGAACAGAACAUCUAUCAGACCAAGACAAGUCUAGAUGUAAGGGCUCCAAGACGCCUCUGCAGUCAUUUCUGGGUAUAGCAGAGCAGCAUGUCGCACAGAAUGGAAGUCAAGUGUCUCAAUGUGCGAGUCCGCAUAACCCCACGGCCAUCACAGCAGAGGAAUACUUUGACCCAGAGUUCGCUCUGAAUGACAGAGACAUAGGACGACCUGUGGAGCUCACCAGCAAAGUGCAGAAAUUUAAGGCCACCCUUUGGUUGAGUGAAGCACAUCCCCUCUCAUUGGCUGAGCAGGUGACACCCAUCAUUGACCUCAUGGCGAUCUCCAACGCUCACUUUGCCAAACUUCGUGACUUCAUCACCCUGCGCCUUCCGCCAGGCUUCCCAGUGAAGAUAGAGAUUCCCCUGUUCCAUGUGUUGAAUGCUCGAGUGACCUUCAGUAACCUCUGUGGCUGUGAUGAGCCUGUCAGCUCUGUCACUGUACGUUCACCACCUGCAACUGAUGAACCUGACCAGACACCCCCUCCCCUCCACUGUGAAGUGGACCCAUCUGUGUUCGAGCCUCCCGCAGACUACACUACACUUGGACCAGGCCGCAGUGAGCCAAUGAGAGACGAGGAUGAUAACCUGCUGCAGUUUGCCAUCCAGCAGAGCUUACUGGACGCUGGGACAGAGAGUGACCAGGUGACCAUAUGGGAGGCUCUGACCAACACCCGCCCUGGCUCCCAGCCACCCCUCUAUGAGGACGACUCUCAGCUGGAGCGAGCCAUUCAGGAGUCUCUCUCCCUCUCACUGGGUGGGGAAGGAGGGGAGGCGACAGACCCGGCACUUCCCGAGUCCAGCUCGCCCACACACCCCUCCCUCAACUCCCCGCCCUCGUACUCCUCACUGACCGAGCCCAGGGUGCCGGGAGCCUUCGCAAUGGGAAGUAGUUUUGACGAGCAGCUACGCAUCGCCAUGGAGCUCUCGUGCCGGGAGCAGGAGGAGCUCGACAGGAAGAGGAGGGAAGAAGAGGAGGAGCUGGAAAGGAUACUACAGCUGUCACUCACCGAGAAGUAACAGUGAUGAGCACACAGAGGGAGUAGGUGUGUGGGGUGAAUCAAGGGUUAAUUUAUUUGCACUUUUACUUUUUCUUGUUAAAUUAUUCUUUCCCCCUUCAUUCCAACUAUUUUACAAAAUAAAAUUAGUACCAGAUGGGUUUGAAGAAGUGACAAAAGAUGGACAGAAAGAAGGUGGAGAUUAUGGAUUAUGGGGGUAAGGACAGAAAUAAAGAAAAGAAAAACUGUGGAAUUAUGGCAUCCCUGCUGUUAUCCACUACCCUUCUGUUAUCCACUACCCUGCUGUUAUCCACUACCCUGCUGUUAUCCACUACCCUUCUGUUAUCCACUACCCUGCUGUUAUCCACUACCCUUCUGUUAUCCACUACCCUGCUGUUAUCCACUACCCUUCUGUUAUCCACUACCCUGCUGUCAUCAUUUUGAGUCUACAAAACGUCAAGCUUUAAAUGGAUAAAGAUAAAGAUAAAACUGAUGAAUAUAGUUGUGGAUAAAAUGAAUAACUCUAAUGUUUGAAAUGGAGUCAUGGUGGCUCACAUGAAUAUGACAUGAAAAAUGAAUCUAUUAAAUGUUCUUGAAACAUUUA
Alosa alosa (allis shad) is the source of this 4466-nucleotide messenger RNA. RefSeq names its product ankyrin repeat domain 13 family, member D (gene ankrd13d). The transcript has 16 exons. Gene Ontology annotation, cellular component: cytoplasm. The record is from RefSeq and is a predicted model, not a curated record. Gene Ontology annotation, molecular function: protein binding. Lineage: Eukaryota; Metazoa; Chordata; Actinopteri; Clupeiformes; Clupeidae. Bases 1998 to 3884 code for a protein of 628 amino acids.